Molecule: messenger RNA, 2264 nt
Organism: Fimicolochytrium jonesii
Lineage: Eukaryota; Fungi; Chytridiomycota; Chytridiomycetes; Spizellomycetales; Powellomycetaceae
Exons: 3
Coding region: 479-2038 (519 amino acids)
Molecular function (GO): protein binding
Source: RefSeq, a predicted model, not a curated record
CUGCAAGCGGUGCAAAAAGGCACAGCAAGCGAGCAACCAACCAGUUGAAACUCAGACGCCAGACGGGGGGGGAGGGGGGGUUUGGGAUACCACCGCCAGUGUGAGACAUAGUAUAGUAGUAGUAGCAGUAGUAGGAUAGUAUCUCGCUCAGGCAAAAGAGCGAAAAGGCCGUAGUAAUGGGAGGCAGCGUGGGAGAAACCUCCCUGGCUCAGCACCCGCCGGCCUCGUUCGGGAAGAGGUUUUGGCGUCCUCUCGCACCCCUCCCCUCCCCACCCGCAACUACUCUUGUCGCCGCCCGCACAGCACAGCACGCUGUCCCCGUCCAGCUGAGCUUCCCUUAGUUGACUCCCAUUCGCAUAAACUUCCCACUCUCACACCAACGACGACACUCGCCAUAGUACGAUCUAUCUGAGUAGUGGUCCCACGUCCGCAUAGUCCAGUAGAAGGGCACGCACGGUCCAGCAAGCGUCCACCAACCAUGUCGUCCACCGCCGCCGCUACCGCCGCAAGUAGUGAUACCCCUGCUGGUGCUGCUGCUACGGGAUGCUUCCAGCUUACAGGGUCAACCGCUUGUCCGGAUUUAAGUGGGAUGUAUGUCGCACCACUACGGAACGGGUUCAACGAUGUGGCCACAUUCGACAAGUACAUCGUCAGCAAUACGAAGCCCUCGCCGGACUACAUCUCCACCUUCAGAUCCGCAUUCUCCUGCCCAGCGUUCGACGGUACGGGCCAACGCUACGCCACAUCCGUGCAAUGCUUCUUCUUUGUCGCCAAAUCCGGAUGCGCCGAGAACCCGAACCCGCUCCCCGCCUCCGACACCCUCUGCCAAGCCCCAUGCCAGCAGAACGUCGCGGCCAACCGAGCCAUCCUCUCCAACACCACCCUCUGCACCUCCAACCCCGCCGCCGCCGCCGGCACCAACCGGAAAGACCUCACGGCCAUCGAAUCCUUCUGCUCCACCCUCCCCACCACAUCCAAAUGCUCCAAAGGCCUCCGCGCCGAAUUCGCUACCUGCGGAUUCGCAACCCCGCUCGAAGCCCAACGCUACUGCUCCACCCAAACUGGGAAAGCCGACCCUUGCUGCAUCAUGGUCGCCUCCACCGCAGCCAUGUCCGCCGGCGACCCGGGCUCUUUAGUCGACCCCAUCAGCGCCACCCCUUACAUCGCCUCAGGCCUCGCACUCGGCGGAAUGCUCCUGGGAGCCACUCUCUUCUUCUUCUACGUCAAAGUCCGCCGCUGGAGAAGUGUCACAACCACCGCGAUCCAACCAGGCGAGAACGAAAUCAAGCCGGGCACGACGCUCGGACGUACGGGUACGGUCGUCCGUGGCCGCAUGGACGCCGAAGACGGCCCUUCCUCCUCCCGGGGAAGGUUCAUGAACACUGUCCGGAAAUCCUUCCUCGGGCCCGCCCGCUCGACUACAAUCUCCCCCGCCGCACCCGGAUCAGGACCAAAACAACAGUCACUGAACCGUCCACCGCUUCAGUCCCUGAACCGCCAACCGCCUAUGUCCAUGUACUCCGACUUCAACCCCUCCUCCUCCAACAACAAUGGAACGUAUCAACGCAAUUCCCCCACACCCCCCAUGCCAGCCAUCCCACCCCGUGUACGUAACGCACCCCCGGAAUUCUCGCUCCCGGUCCUCCCAACCCAACCGGCCAUGAUGGAAACCUUCGAGAACCGCGCACCCUCCAUCCUGCCCCUCGCACAAACAAUGACGGUAGUCCAGACUUACGAAGCACAAAUGGGCGAUGAACUAACGUUGAAUAUUGGGGAUGUUGUUAGCGUGGAUGAGGAGUUUGAUGAUGGCUGGGCAGUCGGAACAAACCACACAACCUCCACCAUCGGCGCAUUCCCACUCUCCUGUCUCGAGCCGGCCUCCCCGCAGCCCUACCCGGGUGACAACAGCGAUGAAAUGGAUCCGAGUGUGCGCGCAUCGGAGUUCUUCUCGGCGUACGCGAGGCGAAGUAUGCGGGAUGGAAGUGGGGUUGUGAGGGAGCGCGGGGUUAGUUUGGUUGGGAUGCCUAGGGGGAGGUAGAUAUCUUUGAGGACACGGCGUAAUUGGGGACGUCGGCCCGUGACAUUCCUAUCAUGAAGCAGACAUAUCCACCCACCGCAUCAUCAUACAUUUGUACAUUCUUCUUCGACACCCCAUGAUCUGAACAUCAACCACCAUCUGUACAUUUCUUCAUCUGUCCCAACAAAUCUUUCUGUAACCACUUGUAUAUAGACAGAACAACAUAUAAACAUGAACUUUUUUCAAG